Messenger RNA from Aspergillus pseudotamarii, 1593 nucleotides. Its product is annotated as general substrate transporter. Gene Ontology annotation, cellular component: membrane. Gene Ontology annotation, molecular function: carbohydrate:proton symporter activity. The transcript is spliced from 3 exons. NCBI's taxonomy places the organism in Eukaryota, Fungi, Ascomycota, Eurotiomycetes, Eurotiales, Aspergillaceae. Bases 1 to 1593 code for a protein of 530 amino acids. Gene Ontology annotation, biological process: carbohydrate transport; transmembrane transport. The record is from RefSeq and is a predicted model, not a curated record.
AUGGUCGAUGCAGACAGCAAACCCACUGCUGAACACGAUGAAGUCCAGUCCGAUCCUCCCCGUCCUCAGGGCAAGAUAUCUGUACUAGGAGAUAUCAAGCGAUCCCCAAAGGUGGCAGGAUACUGUCUCGCCCUUACGUCUGGCAUCAUCCUCUACGGCUAUGACUUGGCCGUUGUAUCCAAUGUCUCGUCUAUGCCCGAGUUCCAGCGCGACUUCGGUCGCAAGCUCAAUGGCCAGUUGAUCAUUCCAUCUCUCUGGCUGGGUCUGUGGAAUGUCGCGAGUCCCAUCGGAGGCAUAUUCGGUGCCAUCUUCGGCGGUUACGUGCAGGACCGCCUCGGUCGACGUUCCUGUCUAGCGGCCGCAAGCAUCAUCUCGGCAAUAGGUGUCGCGAUCGCCUAUGUAUCCAACCUGCCCGUCGGGAUCGAUGGUCGACGGGCGGUUUUCUUCGUAGCCAAACUAUCCCAGGGCUAUGCUAUCAACAUGUUAAUGUGCACAGUGCAGACAUACAUGUCCGAAGUCCUGACUCCCACGCUGCGAGGCCCGAUCCUGGCCUUCUUCCCUCUUUUCACUUUACUGGGCCAACUAAUCGGUAGCAUCGUCGUCUUCACCUCCCUAAAGGAGAAAGGCUCAGGUGGUUACCUGAAGUGUUUCAUCUCACAAUGGCCGUUCUCGGCCCUCCCUCUUCUCGUCUCCAUUAUCCUCCCGGAGAGCCCAACAUGGCUCAUCCGUAAGAAUAGAAUGGAUGCAGCGCGGAAAUCCCAACGCCGACUGGACUCGCCGAGAGUAGAUUCAGACGCAGCCAUAGAGAAACUGUGCUCCUCCAUCCGGCAUGAAGAUGAACAGGCGCAGAACCACGCCGCCAGCUACCUUGAGUGCUUCAGAGGCAACAAUCUUCGCCGGACAAUGAUUGUCCUAUUCGCCAAUGUGAUCUCACAGCUCUUCGGCCUAACUCUCAUGUCCAAAUCCAGCUAUUUUCUACAAAUUGUCGGCAUGGGGGCGACCAAUAGUCUUCUGUUCCUAGAGGUUGGGAUUGCACUUGGUCUGGUCGCCAAUAUAAUCAGUAUGUGGACACUAUCUCGGUUCAAUCGGGUGCCACUUAUCAUGAUUGGAUUGGGUAUCACCACUCUCCUAUGGACUGGCAUGGGGAUCCUAGGCUGUUUCCAGGGCGUAGUGACCAUUUGGUGGUCCGCAGUCACAAUGAUGCUAGUCAUCACCGUUUGCGGCGCAACAGCUUGGCCAGCAUCCUAUGCCGUUGGCGCCGAAGCAUCUUCGCUCCGUCUGCGUGCUAAAUCACAGGGCUUGGGAUGGGUGGUCAACGGGUUAUCGAAUGGGGUCUUUGGUCUCGUAUUACCAUACAUCUUCAACCCGGAUCAGGGUAAUCUGCGUGCCAAAACAGGCUUCGUGUAUACCGGCUUCUGUCUAUUGGGGUUGGUGGCAGCGUGGUAUGUCGUGCCCGAAAUGAAAGAUCGGACACCUAUGGAAAUCGAUCGGAUGUUCGAAAUGCACCUCCCUGCGCGGAAGUUCAAGACGCAGACGUUCAAUGAUGAGAAUGCAGGAGCUUCUCCCAAGCAUCGGCCCACAACUCCUGUGUAG